AUGGUCGCCUUCAAGAACAGGGUGUCUCCUAACCAUCUCCCAUCGAAAGAGCAGAAGAACGACAUUAACAAAGUGCCGUUCACAACAUUCUUGCCAACUGUAGAAGAACAACUGAAACUGGAACAAGGGCUAACGAUUCUCGUAGGCAACAAAUGGGCUCGAUACAUUCCUUCCCUCUCUUGGUUGAACGAUGUCUUGCCUACAAGAAUAUCCCACAAGUACAUGGACCAAACCAGCCAAAAAACCGAAAAGGUUAAUCUUGGUGUUCUACGCAAGAACGAGCAGUACGAGGAAGACAUGAUCGAUAUCGCUCAAUUUCUUCAUGCAUACGCACCCAGACACGACGAAGAAUCUACUGUCAAGCCCAAAAAAGUGUUAAGCGGGGGUGACUAUCUAACAUUUGAAAGACAUAAAGAAGCACAAUCGGCCAUGCAGGAUGCCAUAACACCCUCAGCACUUCUUGAAGGAUUAAUUCCAAAAAUCGAGGAUUUCCAUACACAAAUGGAGUGGAUGCAGGUAAUCUGGUACCACCUUUAUGACAAAUCUUCAUCGAGAGACACUGGUACCCUCUAUGCCUUGAGAAACUCAAUACAUGCAAGAAAUGUCACAGAUGACCCCCACAGCAGGUACUAUGCAGCUAGUGAGUUUAUUGAUAAGGUAACUGAUGCAUACCUGAUCGACGGAGCCCUCCAUUACUUUGGUAUGGCCACAAUAGAUGCCGAGCCUACAAAAAAUACCUACCAAGGGCCACCCACCUGUAAGGAUGCCAAAAAGGAAUUUGCCUUAAAAACCAUCUCUGGGUUUCUUAAAGAGCACGUAAUAUGUAACUUACCAGAACUUAGUACUGAUGCACCAACAAGUAAUGAGCUUAAAUGCAGACUUGRGGAUGGAGAACGUGUCAUUAGGCUUUACAAGUAUUUCUGUCUAUACUUCAAGGUAUCGAAUUGCCCCAAGUAUGCUAUUGCAAUGCUGCAGCUUCAGUCUCAAGUCAACUGCCUUUUAAGUCCAAGGCUUGCACAUUCCCUUACCUGGAACAGGAUCACCCAAAAUCUCUACACAGUCUCUCAUACAAAGAUCCUUAAUAAUGGUUUUCCUGGUUGA
Molecule: messenger RNA, 1101 nt
Organism: Actinia tenebrosa (Australian red waratah sea anemone)
Lineage: Eukaryota; Metazoa; Cnidaria; Anthozoa; Actiniaria; Actiniidae
Source: RefSeq, a predicted model, not a curated record